AUUUCAAACCUACAAACCCUAACUCAAAUUUUUAUUCCCAACUUCCAGCUCUAUCUCUCCACCUCUCUCUUCUCUCUAUCUACAAACACCUAUAAAUCUCGAUCUCCUCCCUCCUUCAAUCUCUCCGUCGCCAAUCGACCACCAAAACCACCCCCUCCGCUUUGAGUCCUCGUCGCCAUCUUCGGCGAACAGCCUUCGCCGUCGCCUCUUCCUUCUCCUCCAUACAUGCCGCCAGCUCCUACCCCAGGCGAGUCCAACCGCUGCUCCGAUGGCCAACCCCCUCACUUCUCGUCCUCUACCGGCGAACAGCGCUGCCAUCGACGGAGACGGCCAGCCAAGCCUCCACGCCGCUAUUCCAUCCUCCGUCCUCCAGUCACCUUCUUUCUCCCCUCCGGCGAAUGUCCAACAGCCGCGGCACAACCUCGACUCCUCUCCCACAGUGAUAGCUCUGGCAAACCCCUUCGGCGUUCCAACCAUGCAACCCUUCCUCAUCGAAAAUGAAGAAUCCGUCUUCAGAAUCUUAUUGGGAAGACAAAGUGAGUGAAUCACAUUCAGCAGAGUGGGAGAAAAGGUGAAGAAAUUUAAGGGAGGAUUUUGAAGGAUGAAUGAUAGCUCAGCUAUCGAAAUGAAUGAGAGACAACCUCAAAGGCCUUGUGGUUGUGUGGGCAUUUUCUUUCAGCUCUUUGAUCGGAACCGUAGAUUUGCGAAGAAGCUAUUUCCAAAGAAACUGCUUUCACCAGCUUGCUUGAAACAAGCUUCAAAAAAGUUUGGAGGGGAUGAGAAGCAGCCAAAGCUUCGUUUGAUUGUUGAUGAGAACAGUGGGGGUUUUCCAAAUGCAAAGAAUAAUGGAAUGACCGAUACACGUUGUGAAAGCAAGCGUGAAAUGAAAGCUCCAAGGUUGGUUGCUAGGCUCAUGGGUUUGGAAUCGAUGCCAGCAGGAUCAGGCUGUAAGCCCCAAAAGGCUUCAGCUUCUGAAACUUGGAGCAAUGUGGCAGACAAACUUGGUGCUCGACCUGGCGGAUCUGAUAAAGAAGAUAUGGAUUUUGAGAUGGCCGAAAUAAAGAGUUCAGAACCAGGUUUGCAAAUGUUUAGAGCUAAAUGUGAUCUCACUUAUCCUACUAGAUAUUUUUCUCCUUUGGAAGAUGAAGCAGAUUUAGUUGGGAAUUCACUUGAUCACCAUUCAACUGACAGCUACCUCUCCAGCAGUCCCAAUAGUAGCUCAAAGGACAAAGUGCUUUCUGAAUCAGUGGACUCUGUUGAUGAUGAACCACUCUUUCCAGAACCUGAUAAAGAUCGUUCGGAUUGUGAGACCUCAUUAUCCACCAGAAGGAGUUGCAGAGAACUGAUUCAUAACGUUUCUGGAGUGCUCAGCAAGAUUGAUCAGUUAGAAGGAAGCAAACUCAGCUACGCAAAACAGGUCAUUUUGAAUACUGAACUAAUAUUUGGAACUACACCUCAAUAGCAGGCUCUACAUGUAGAGGAUGGGUUCUCUGUGAGCCAUUUUCUCCUCAAUGAACCUGAAAUGUUUUCGAGUUUUCUGUGGAUGGCUUUCGGUGAGUUACUUGGCUGUAAUGACCCAAAACAGAUGAAUCAGCUUAAAGGAUUCACCUUUGAUUGUCUAUUAGAGUACCUAGACUCAAAAUUUUCUCCAAUCUCUCAUUCUGGUUUCAAAACCUGUACCAAACUACCAUCAAGUAUGACCAAAGAGAUUCUGAUUGCUGAUAUUAUUGAUGAGGUCGAAGAGUGGACACAAUUUGUUGGUUUGAUCCCAUAUGCGCUAAUAGAAUGGGAUAUGAGCCAUUCUUUAGGUAAAUGUACAGACUUCGAGAUUGAAGAAUAUGAAUGUGGCACUGAAGUUGCUAGGCAUAUUCUCUAAGAAUUAGUAGAUGAAGUUGUUUUAGACCUCUACAGUUCUAGCUAAAUUUGGUGGAACUGUUAGUAGCUCCUCUUUCUGAGACUUUGUUGCAAGCCUAUCAGUGCUGUUCUCAUGUGAUAACUCUUGACUCAAUAAUGUCAAGCAAAGUAUUUUUUACAAAUCAUUGAUUCUGCAUCUGAUUCGACUUAUUGUACUUUUGCUUUUGCAUUUAUGAAUAUUAAGAACAAUCCCUUCGU
Capsicum annuum is the source of this 2112-nucleotide messenger RNA. RefSeq lists its product as uncharacterized. The coding region runs from base 602 to 1462 and encodes 286 amino acids. Lineage: Eukaryota; Viridiplantae; Streptophyta; Magnoliopsida; Solanales; Solanaceae. The transcript has 5 exons. The record is from RefSeq and is a predicted model, not a curated record.